Molecule: messenger RNA, 1017 nt
Organism: Setaria italica (foxtail millet)
Lineage: Eukaryota; Viridiplantae; Streptophyta; Magnoliopsida; Poales; Poaceae
Exons: 1
Coding region: 1-1017 (338 amino acids)
Source: RefSeq, a predicted model, not a curated record
AUGGCGGCGGACCGCGUCCUCCUGUCGCGAGACGACAGGACGACCUCCCUGGUCGAAAUCGCCAGCGCCACGGCCACGCCCGGUGCGGCGGCGACCGUCGGCUUCCGGAUCCUCGUCGUCCAGUGCUACCGCGCAGGCGUGCUGGGGGACGCUGAUGAGGACGACGACGACGUGGACACGAUGGAGGACGUGGCGUGCCGUGUCCCCGUCGACGAGCUGGUCAAGGGAGGCGAAGCCGCGGCGGCAGCGGUCGACCGCGCGUUCGAGGCGCUGGUGUCGAGGCUCGACCACCCGACGCUGAUCCCGGAGGUCGCGCCGGAGGCCAGGAAGGCGGCCACGCAGGUCCAGGCGAUGUGCGCGGAGCGGGAGAUCGGCGCUGCCCUCGCCGGCGUCGAGUUCCGCCUCCGCCUCGUGUUCUUGGACCCGCUCGAGGACGAGUCCGAGCCGGACUCGGAGGACGACGAGGAGGAAGAGGUCGGGAGCGACCUGGAGUUCGACGACGAGUGCUGGGAGCGCGGCAGGUUGGACGACGGCGACACGGGGUACGAGGACGCCCACGUCGUCCCCAGCGACGACGACGGGGCGCUCGUGCAGUCCCAGCCGGACGGCGGCGCGUGGCGGUACGAGCACGGCCACGCCGCCCUCAACGACGACGACGACGACGAAGACGGCGGCGGCCAGUUCUCGGCGCGGCCGUUCGACGGCGCCCUGGCGCGUGAGGUCGAGCCGAGCGACGGCACGCUGCUGCUGUCGGGCUUCGAGGCGCGCGCCGACGGGCCCGAGCCGGGCGAGCAGCACGAGCUGACGCCCCGCGACGUGCGGCGCCUGGUGCGCCUCGCGUUCAGCGGCGGCGACGUGGAGGGCGACGAGGCGUACCAGCGGGCGCUGGCCAGCGGCGAGCCCGUGUCGCCCGCCACGCGCGCCGCGAUGCUCGACCGGGCGCUGCGAUCCGCGGGGCGGCGGCCGCUGGCGCCGUCGCCUAGCGGGAUGCCUCCCCGGAUGCGCACCGGAUGGUAG